AUGGUACAAGGAAUCCGAAUCAAAAUGAUGGAGAAGGAUAUUGAAUUGGAUUCGCCGGACAAUAUGCUUGCCAAAAACUCCGUCAAAUCCGCCUUGUUGCUUCCCGAUGAUGCGGUCGUUUCGUUGUCGUACAAAGUAGAUGACCGCCAAAAAUUUUGUCGAAUGAAUGAAACUGGCACAACGUUUUUUCUUCCUGACGGUUGGCGAGAUUUGCAAUUCUUCGUCGAUUCGGUCAGAGCACCGUCUUGA
Messenger RNA from Caenorhabditis bovis, 249 nucleotides. The record is from the annotation of a GenBank genome assembly. Lineage: Eukaryota; Metazoa; Nematoda; Chromadorea; Rhabditida; Rhabditidae.